CUAGAGCUCGUCUCGAUAACGACUAUUUCUCAAACGUUCAAAAAUGGCUUUAAUAGUGAAAAAUGGUUCGUAGUGUUUAAAAAGUAGGGUCUGUCACUUUAAUAGCAUUAUAUUAUAGCUUUAGUAGUGCUGGUACAUGCUACUGUAUUUUUUAAUACUAGAGGUAUUCUCUUUUAAAUCUUGCACCCAGUCCCUCCUUAAAAACAUAUUGCAUCCGCCCCUGCAGGAUAGAAGCAGAUACCCCACCCUGUAUAUAAAAUAUAGCUGCAUUUAUUAAAAAAAUCUAUAAAUCAAUUCAAUCGAUUUGUUCUUUUUUAAACUACACCACACAUUCGUGAUUACAAUCGCUUGUAACAGCCCGGAGGUUUACCUACAACUUAAGUAUGAUGUCACAUAAUGGCGGGCCUCGGGCACUAUGACAUUUGGAGAGUGCUCAAUGUAAUGUCUACAUUUUACACGAAAGGCCAACAAUGAGGGUCGUGAGACUUCAUAGGAUAAAGGUAAAAACUGUGUUGUUUGCCGUCUUCUUUUGUACGGGAUUAUGUUUCGUAUACAACAGCUGGUCUUUAGUAAGUGGCUUUGAGUCGUCAGGGAGUCUGUCGGACAGUCAUUUGACUUUACGAUUCAAGAGAUUUGCUGAAUAUCGGCGAACGGAGAAGCAAAGAACGGGUCCCGGCGAACAUGGUGAGCCAGUUCAUUUGGAGGGUGAGGAAAAAGAAAAGGCCAUGCGUCUCAUGUCAGUUGAAGCCUUCAACAGGAUCGCCAGUGACAAGAUAUCUUUAGAACGAGCGGUACGAGAUAUGCGCGACCCGAGAUGUAAAGACCUAAAGUACCCGAAGGAGUUGCCGUCCGCCAGCGUGGUCAUCAUCUACCACAACGAGGCGUGGUCGCCGCUGCUGCGCACGGUGCACAGUGUCAUCAAUCGGUCGCCGCCGCAGUAUCUACACGAGGUUGUCCUGCUUGAUGACUUCAGCGACAAACCCCACCUCGGACAGAAGUUAAAAGACUACGUAACUUCCACAUGGCCAGAUGGCAUAGUGAAAAUGGCGAGAACAACAGAACGAAGCGGUCUAAUUCGCGCCAAGAUAGAGGGAGCCAAGGUGGCUACUGGUGACGUCAUAAUAUUCCUCGACUCUCACUGUGAGGCAAACAACGGGUGGUUGGAACCCAUUCUUGCCAGAAUCAAAGAAAAUCGCAAGACAAUCAUUUGCCCAAUUAUUGAUUCGAUAAACGAUAAUACAUUGGAGUAUUCUAAAAAUGGUGGAUACAAUAUUGGCGGGUUUUCUUGGAGCAUGCAUUUCACGUGGCGCGACAUACCACAAAGGUUGCAGGCCAAUCGGAAAUACACCGAUCCAAUAGAGUCACCAACGAUGGCAGGGGGCCUUCUUGCAGUUGACAGAAAAUAUUUCUUUGAGAUCGGCACUUACGAUCCAGGAAUGGAAGUAUGGGGUGGGGAAAACCUGGAGAUUUCUUUUAGAGUUUGGAUGUGUGGAGGAAGGAUGGAAUUUUUACCAUGUUCCAGAGUUGGACACAUUUACCGAUCAAGUCAUCCGUACACCUUUCCAGGUAACAAGGACACUCACGGACUGAACUCUCGUAGAGUCGCCGAGGUGUGGAUGGAUGACUAUAAGAGACUGUUUUACAGUAAUCGCAAAGACUUGCUUGACAAAGACUAUGGUGACAUUUCGGAGAGAAAAGCACUAAGAAAGAAACUCGGCUGCAAAGAUUUUAAAUGGUUUUUAGACAACGUGUAUCCUGAGAAGUUUGUAGUGGAUGAAAAUGUCAAAGCCUGGGGAAUGGUUCAGAACAGACCCAGCAGCCUGUGUUUCGACUCUCUACACCGAGAUGACAAGAUAGAGUAUGAUGUCGGUUUGUACUAUUGUCAGGGCGGAAACAGCAUGAACCAGGUAUUUUCUUACAGUACAAAUGACGAAUUACGUAGGGAGGAAGUGUGUCUGAAUGCAGGAGCUGAAAAUGGCACUGUAGCCCGGAUGUUGACCUGUGAUAAAGAUAAACCAACCAUGAAAUGGAACUACAAUAAGGCAAAAGGAGCACUGAUCAAUAAGGUGACCGGGAAGUGUUUGGACAGGGGCAGUGUGGGAAGUGGUGGGUUGGUCGUCGUCAACACUUGCACAGGCGCAGAUUCUCAGAGAUGGACAUUUCAACACGUCGUUAGCUGAUCACGGCUCCUUCAUUUAAAUUAUUUAAAUUUAUGCAAGCCACGUGUACGUAUUUAUAUAAUAUACAAUGGUAGUUUGGUUCGUUUACGGAUUGUCAGAGAUGGACAUUUCAACACUUUGCUUGUUAAUUCAUAAUCAUGAGAUCAUGUUUUAUGCUGAUUGACAGGCUCUGGUGCACAUCUGAUAAUAUAUUUGAAAACCAAUACCAUACCACGACACAGCUGUUCAUUUUCAUCUCAACAUUGCAUAAUAACUAAAAUAUUUAUUAUUUUUCUUGUGAAAUGUAUACCUUGAAUUGCACGCCCACAACAAUUAGAUUCAAAUAAUUUCGUUUGUUACUGUUUUAAAACUUGAAAAACUCAACAAUUUGUGAUCAACAGUGUUGGAAGUUUAAAGGAUCUUCAAAAGAGGGGCACGAAGCCAAGUUACUUUCUGUCAGUUUUCUCAGACAAAACGUUAUUUCACCCAGGUGCUUGGCUUUUAGCCUAUGUAUUUUGUUGGACACGGGCGUGUUUUUAUAAUAUAAUUAAAUAAUUUUACUUCUUACAAAUACAUCAUGGGAGGGCAUGGAGGCAAACCAGGUUGCGCAACACGGCUUUUUUUCAUUCGGGGCACAAUGACAGGAUUUUGAAAAAUAUAUUGAUUUUUUCACUAAUUGCUAUUUUCUAAAUUCUGCCCAUUUUCAACUCUAACCGCCCACCCAUCUCUUCUGUCCCGGACCCAGUCACUGGCGAAGUCAGAGAUUAUGCC
Gigantopelta aegis is the source of this 2930-nucleotide messenger RNA. Its product is annotated as probable N-acetylgalactosaminyltransferase 9. The coding region runs from base 471 to 2180 and encodes 569 amino acids. Gene Ontology annotation, cellular component: Golgi apparatus. The record is from RefSeq and is a predicted model, not a curated record. NCBI's taxonomy places the organism in Eukaryota, Metazoa, Mollusca, Gastropoda, Neomphalida, Peltospiridae. The transcript is spliced from 11 exons.